Molecule: messenger RNA, 2037 nt
Organism: Ramularia collo-cygni
Lineage: Eukaryota; Fungi; Ascomycota; Dothideomycetes; Mycosphaerellales; Mycosphaerellaceae
Product: related to CorA family metal ion transporter
Exons: 1
Coding region: 1-2037 (678 amino acids)
Biological process (GO): intracellular magnesium ion homeostasis; magnesium ion transmembrane transport
Cellular component (GO): plasma membrane
Molecular function (GO): magnesium ion transmembrane transporter activity
Source: RefSeq, a predicted model, not a curated record
AUGGAAAUGGACACGCGCUCCGAGCGAUCGGCGACGCACACYCGCUACAGCACUCCCGAACCCGACUUGGAUGACCACCGCUUUCAACCCGAGAGUCUGCCCCCAGUCAUCACCAACACUAACAAUCAUGACUCAUACCAACAAGGCCGACGAGGGACUCUGGCCAGCAUCGUCGAUGGAGAUCGCCCCGUCAUUCCCCGGCUCCAAGUCCCCCAGCCCGACCAACAUGGCUCCAUUGUGAGGGACUUUGAGCAAGCCAUUGUCGACGAUGACAAGAGCGUCAAGAGCAACAGAUCCGACAGAUCUCSAAAUGCCGACCUCGAAUGGCACCGGGAGAGACGAGGUCAAGGACAUGGGUCUAACAGUCCCGCCGUCCCCAGACGCUCCGUCUUUCGUCGUGAUCAACAGGAAGACAAUGCUUCCAUCCGCUCCGAUCGAUCCCACCGAUCGACCUCCCCUCCCAACUCGGUCGAUGCCUUUGCGCCUGCUAAGCGAGGACGCUCUGGUACCGUCAACAGCAGGGUCGUCUCCGAUCGUGGUUCCAUUCAUCGUACCAUCUCCAAUGCCGGAACACACCCACGUCGUCGUCCCACGUUUGGAGAGGAGAAUGCGCCGGGGAUGAAAUCGGAUGUGGCCUCCAUCCGAAGCUCCGUCGCCGAAGACGUGUGCUUCCCACCGGAGGAACCUCCCAACACCUACACCAUCGACUUUGAGGAUUUGGAGGAGUUUGUCUCUCAAACUCACACCAAGACGCCCGUCUCGCACCCUUUCUUGCCUGUAGCGGCGCAGAAGAAGGAUGUCACACCCCGUGUCUUCAAGGAUCAGCGAAAGUCCAAGGAGAACGGAAGCGACAGUGGUCCUUCAGACUACUUUGAUGAUGUGGAGAAGUUCGCGGCUGCUGCAGAGGGAAACAAGGACAAGGAGGACGAUGCGGUUAUUGAGGAGAACCGAUCCGCCGAAACUCGCGCUCCCACCAUCAUGGAGCAAAUCAACCGCUGGACUUUCUUCUCGUCGGAAAUUGAUGAGACGAUCCAUGCACCAGAAUUGGGUGGUCUCCUCAUGCCAGGAGAGACGUUUCGUGACAUUUUCGAACUCGGACCAGAAGGAGGUGUCUGGUGGUUGGACAUGCUCAACCCAUCUGAAGAGGAGAUUUCCACCAUUUGCAGCGCUUUCCGAGUCCAUCCUUUGACUCGAGAGGACAUCACCACACAGGAGACGCGCGAAAAGGUGGAGCUCUUCAAGAGUUACUACUUCCUCUGCUUCCGCAGCUUCUAUGCUGYCGACAAGAAUAGUGAAGACUACCUCGAGCCCAUCAACAUCUACGCCGUGGUAUUCCGCGAGGGAUUGCUGACCUUUUCCUUCUGCCAAAACACCCAUGCCGCCACGGUGCGACGACGUAUCGGUCGUCUCCGUGAUUACGUCAAUCUCUCCGCAGACUGGGUCUGUUACGCCCUAAUCGAUGAAAUCGUCGAUUCCUUUGGCCCCGUCCUUUCCGAACUCGAGCGGGAGAGUGACACCAUCGAAGACUCCGUCUUUACAGCCCGCUUUGAGGAUUCCCGCGCUAUGCUGAAGCAAAUCGGCGAGUGCCGCAAGAAGAUUAUGGCCCUCACCAGAUUAUUGGGAGGUAAAGCUGACGUCAUCAAAUCCUUUGCAAAGAAAUGCAAUGAAGCGUAUGCAGUUGCACCGCGCGGAGACGUGGGCUUGUACUUGUCCGAUGUGCAAGAUCACAUCGUCACGAUGAUGUCCAAUCUCGGGCAUUUCGAGAAGAUGUUGUCGCGGAGUCACACGAAUCAUCUCACGCAAAUCACCUUGCAGCACACGGAACAAGGUAGUCGGGCCAACGAGUUGUUGGGCAAAAUCACCGUUAUCGCGACCAUUCUGGUGCCGAUGAAUCUGGUGGCGGGAUUGUUUGGCAUGAAUGUUCCCGUUCCUGGCGCCGGGAGUGGGGGACUCGGGUGGUGGUUUGGAAUUGUCGGGGUGGUGUUUAGUAUCGCUGUCGUUGCGGUCACGUUGGCGAAGAGGCUGAAGUAUAUUUAG